This is a messenger RNA of Pezoporus occidentalis (night parrot), 1856 nucleotides long. RefSeq lists its product as uncharacterized. The record is from RefSeq and is a predicted model, not a curated record. Bases 155 to 1213 code for a protein of 352 amino acids. NCBI's taxonomy places the organism in Eukaryota, Metazoa, Chordata, Aves, Psittaciformes, Psittacidae. The transcript is spliced from 7 exons.
UGGGCAGCUGUUGCUGUAUAUUACCCCAGAGAGCCGGGGCCAGCCGGGCUUGGAGGCAGAGCAGCGCUGGUGGCCAGCCCCAGAUGCUGACGCGCUGGUGAGCAGUGACGGGGAGAGCAGCAGAGCCCAUGAUCUGGACGAGCCUGAGCUGAGCAUGCCCGAGCCAGCGCCGCUCGGCGUGGACAAGAAGAGGGCGGAGAAGGUGGGAGCCAAAGGCAGUGCUGCCAGCCCUCCAGUCCCCAAGAGCCUCCCCGUGCAGAGGAAGGUGGAGCCCCCCAGCCUGGACCCCGCGGAGGAGCCGCUCCUCUGGGAAGGGCUCACCCUCAACAAGUGCAUCCUCGUGGCCUCUGUCGUUGCCCUGCUCAGCGUCACCUUCCAGGUGCUUCAAGCUCCAUGCUCCAAGGAGGGAGUCAGCCGCGGCAGGCAGGACCCGCCACCGCCUCCUCCCCUGCACGAGGUGGUCACCACCAAGGAAGAAGAGGUCCAGGAAGUGGUGACUGCCCAACCUGUCCAGCCAGAGAGCAGCAUGUUGGAGGAGGAUGAUGGUGACGAUGACGGUGAUGAUGACAGUGAUGCCGACAGCAACCUGGCAGAGCCCUGGAUCUUCAAGAAGUGGUUUGGCCGCUCAGUACCAGGGGAGGAGGAUGAGGAGGAGGAUGAGCAUAAGGAAGAAGAUGAGCAUAAAGAAGAGGUUGAGCAUAAGGAAGAGGAUGAGCAUAAGGAAGAGGAUGAGCAUAAGGAUGAGGAUGAGCAUAAGGAUGAGGAUGAGCAUAAGGAUGAGGAUGAGGAUGAAGAGCCCACAGAAGAACCCACGGACGUCCCUGAGGUGACACCACCUGUGACAGAGGUGAAGAAGAGCCGGGGGAAGAAGCUGGAGAAGAAGGAGGAGAAGGCGCGGGAGGCCCGUGCUGCCCAGGCGGGGCGGAGCAGCCGGAGGGAGGCACGAGCCAAGGACCGGACGCACGGGGACAGACCCAGCAGAGCCCCCAGGACCCACCGGGAACCGGAGCAGCAGCCCCAGAAGAAGCGGGGCCGGGAGGGGAGGGAGAGCCGGCGGGAGCGGGACGAGCCCAGGAGGGAGGGGGGAAAGGGACGUCCCGGCAGAGCCGGUGACAGCCGGGAGAGCCCGAAGCGGGACUGGAGGCAGCAGAAGGGCAGGAAGCCCUGGGAGGACGGCCCAGCCCGGCCCAGGGAGGGCAAGAGGCGUGACUGAGGCCGGGGCAGCCGAGGGGCUCGGUGAUGCUGAAUGGGAUCCAACGCCGGCAGUGCCCCCGGCAGUGCAACCCUGCUGCUCCCUGCCUGCUCUCCGCAGACACCCUGGGCACGGGCGGCAGGUCCAGGAUCACCCAGCAGCAGCAGAGCAGCCCGGGAGCCUGGCACCAGCCUCCUGGUGACUUUGGGCCCCCCUGGAUUAGAUGCACAAAGGCAACCUGAAAGGACCGGGGGAAGGAGCUUCUCUCUUCCCCCGGCCUUGGUGCGACUUCUCCAUCCCACCCAAAAUCUCUCUUGCAGCCCGUUUUCCCUCGUGGUCCCGAGGCAUCGAGACAGCACCGUGGGCACAGGGAUCCCAGUGAACAGAGUUUGUCUCCAGACUGUGCAGCUCUUAGUGAAUGGUUUUAUUCAAAGCAAAUCGAGAGAGAAAUGACAUUCUGGGUGAAGGAAGCCAUCCUCAGAGAGGUGCCAGAGGAGCGAUCACCUCGCCGGGUCCCGGUGCCGUCGCUGCAGGGUGGCACAAAGCUUUGCUGGCAGAAACCAGGGCUGGAGAGCCCAUCACCGGGGAUCCCUUCAGGCCUUGCCCUCACAGAGUCGCUUUUAGGAACGAAACACAAGUGCAAUAUCACGCAGCGCUGUAGCAA